AUGUUUGCCACCGAUACUAAUCAUAAUAAUAAGUCACAUGAAGUAAAUAAGUUGAAGAAGGAUUCGAAUCAAAACUCAUCGAUUAACAAUCGAUGGUUGCCAUGUCAUGAAGAUCAUAUUUUAGUAAAUACAUCUAUUGAUUCACACCAAAUAAAUAUAUCAUCAUCAUCAUCAUCAUCAUCAUCAUCAUCAUCAUCAUCAUCAUCAUCAUCAUCAUCAUCAUCAUCAUCAUCAUCAUCAUCAUCAUCAUCAUCAUCAUCAUCAUCAUCAUCAUCAUCAUCAUCAUCAUCAUCAUCAUCAUCAUCAUCAUCAUCAUCAUCAUCAUCAUCAUCAUCAUCAUCAUCAUCAUCAUCAUCAUCAUCAUCAUCAUCAUCAUCAUCAUCAUCAUCAUCAUCAUCAUCAUCAUCAUCAUCAUCAUCAUCAUCAUCAUCAUCAUCAUCAUCAUCAUCAUCAUCAUCAUCAUCAUCAUCAUCAUCAUCAUCAUCAUCAUCAUCAUCAUCAUCAUCAUCAUCAUCAUCAUCAUCAUCAUCAUCAUCAUCAUCAUCAUCAUCAUCAUCAUCAUCAUCAUCAUCAUCAUCAUCAUCAUCAUCAUCAUCAUCAUCAUCAUCAUCAUCAUCAUCAUCAUCAUCAUCAUCAUCAUCAUCAUCAUCAUCAUCAUCAUCAUCAUCAUCAUCAUCAUCAUCAUCAUCAUCAUCAUCAUCAUCAUCAUCAUCAUCAUCAUCAUCAUCAUCAUCAUCAUCAUCAUCAUCAUCAUCAUCAUCAUCAUCAUCAUCAUCAUCAUCAUCAUCAUCAUCAUCAUCAUCAUCAUCAUCAUCAUCAUCAUCAUCAUCAUCAUCAUCAUCAUCAUCAUCAUCAUCAUCAUCAUCAUCAUCAUCAUCAUCAUCAUCAUCAUCAUCAUCAUCAUCAUCAUCAUCAUCAUCAUCAUCAUCAUCAUCAUCAUCAUCAUCAUCAUCAUCAUCAUCAUCAUCAUCAUCAUCAUCAUCAUCAUCAUCAUCAUCAUCAUCAUCAUCAUCAUCAUCAUCAUCAUCAUCAUCAUCAUCAUCAUCAUCAUCAUCAUCAUCAUCAUCAUCAUCAUCAUCAUCAUCAUCAUCAUCAUCAUCAUCAUCAUCAUCAUCAUCAUCAUCAUCAUCAUCAUCAUCAUCAUCAUCAUCAUCAUCAUCAUCAUCAUCAUCAUCAUCAUCAUCAUCAUCAUCAUCAUCAUCAUCAUCAUCAUCAUCAUCAUCAUCAUCAUCAUCAUCAUCAUCAUCAUCAUCAUCAUCAUCAUCAUCAUCAUCAUCAUCAUCAUCAUCAUCAUCAUCAUCAUCAUCAUCAUCAUCAUCAUCAUCAUCAUCAUCAUCAUCAUCAUCAUCAUCAUCAUCAUCAUCAUCAUCAUCAUCAUCAUCAUCAUCAUCAUCAUCAUCAUCAUCAUCAUCAUCAUCAUCAUCAUCAUCAUCAUCAUCAUCAUCAUCAUCAUCAUCAUCAUCAUCAUCAUCAUCAUCAUCAUCAUCAUCAUCAUCAUCAUCAUCAUCAUCAUCAUCAUCAUCAUCAUCAUCAUCAUCAUCAUCAUCAUCAUCAUCAUCAUCAUCAUCAUCAUCAUCAUCAUCAUCAUCAUCAUCAUCAUCAUCAUCAUCAUCAUCAUCAUCAUCAUCAUCAUCAUCAUCAUCAUCAUCAUCAUCAUCAUCAUCAUCAUCAUCAUCAUCAUCAUCAUCAUCAUCAUCAUCAUCAUCAUCAUCAUCAUCAUCAUCAUCGUGUUGCGUAUGGGAAAAUGUCUAG
Molecule: messenger RNA, 1752 nt
Organism: Schistosoma mattheei
Lineage: Eukaryota; Metazoa; Platyhelminthes; Trematoda; Strigeidida; Schistosomatidae
Source: the annotation of a GenBank genome assembly